GAAGAAGAGACCAAUGGGAGCGCUCCCCUCUGUGUGACGUAAUGGAGGUGGGUCAGAUCGCAUCAGGUUGGCGACGUGCGAGGAAAACUGUUCGUGACUCCGCGCGAGGCAGUCCGCUCGGCUGAACGGAGAGGGUCCCGGCCACUGGCCUCGCCGCGCCGGUAAGGUUCAGAGUUGACCCGUCUGGAAUCCUCGCACAAGAAGACCCAGCUUCUGUUCGGGAUAGCACAGCGAUCACUCAUGGACAUACAGAGGUCAAAUCCCAUUAACAUAACACGUUAUGGGAGAUCACGGCACAAAGCGCACGACUUCGAGGAGCUAUCUUGCUUGAGGACUACAGAAUCGAGUCAAAGUUUCAGCCCGAAUCUUGGAUCCCCAAGCCCCCCUGAGACGCCGAGCUCCCCGCACUGCAUUUCCUGCAUCGGGAAAUACCUUCUGCUCGAGCCACUGGAAGGGGACCGCGUGUUCCGCGCGGCGCAUGUACACAGCGGAGAGGAGCUCUUGUGCAAGGUGUUUGAUAUCGCUCGGUAUCAGGAGUCCCUGGCUGCGUACUUCUGCCUCUCUGCUCACAGAAAUAUAAACCAAAUAGUGGAGAUUCUGCUGGGAGACACCAGGGCCUACGCGUUCUUCCCGCGGGGCCACGGGGACGUGCACGCGCUGGUGCGCGCCUGUAAGAGGCUGCGGGAGGACGAGGCCGCGCGGCUGUUCCAGCAGAUGGCCUCCGCUGUGGCGCAUUGCCACGACAACCACCUGGUGCUGCGAGACCUCAAGCUCCGCAAGUUCGUCUUCAAGAACCAGAACCGGACCCUGCUGAUGCUGGACAGCCUGGAGGACGCGUGUGUGGUGCAGGGACAGGGGGACUCUGUGUGGGACAGGCACGGCUGCCCCGCGUACGUCAGCCCGGAGGUGCUGAGCGGGGGGGGCAGGUAUUCGGGCCGGGCGGCGGAUGUGUGGAGCCUGGGGGUGAUGCUGUACACCAUGCUGGUGGGGCGAUACCCCUUCCACGAGCCCGAGCCGGCGGCGCUGUUCAGCAGGAUCCGCCACGGCCAGUUGAGCCUCCCUGACGGGCUGACCGCCCGCGCACGCUGCCUCCUGCGCAGCCUGCUGCAGCGCCACCCCGGCCAGCGCCUCACCUCCCGCGAGGUCCUGGAGCACCCCUGGCUGUCCCGCGCGCUGGAGCCCGCGCCCGCCCCCACGCCCCCCUGCGGACGGGCCGCCCGGGGCUCCUGGGACCAGCUGGUGCCCGACGUCAGCGUGCGGGAGGAGCUCGACGCCUUCUUCAGCUGAGGGGGGCGGGGCGGGGCGGGGCGGGGGCGCUACGGCGAUGGGGAGGUUAGAGACCAAUCGAAAACUCUCGCUCGGUGUGUCAUCAACACAUCGGCUCAGCCUGAUGAUCCACCAAUCAGUGAUGUCAGAACCGCGGCGAGUCGCUAGACUGUCUCACUGGAGCGCGUUCCACCGUCUGCUCCCCUGGGAUUUCCUUAUUUUUGGUUGGUUUGUGUAAUUACCCACAGAACUGCAGGUGCUAUCUCUUUCUUUUUCCUGUUUUGCUUUCAGUAAUCUGUAAAGAUCACUCGGAUUAUCCUGCUCCCUGCUUGACCUCUAUAGCUGUAGGCCUUGUAAACAAACUGACUACACAUUCUUAUUUAAAUGGUACCUGA
Conger conger (European conger) is the source of this 1661-nucleotide messenger RNA. RefSeq names its product tribbles pseudokinase 2 (gene trib2). Gene Ontology annotation, biological process: protein phosphorylation; positive regulation of proteasomal ubiquitin-dependent protein catabolic process; regulation of MAP kinase activity. Lineage: Eukaryota; Metazoa; Chordata; Actinopteri; Anguilliformes; Congridae. The transcript is spliced from 4 exons. The coding region runs from base 241 to 1287 and encodes 348 amino acids. Gene Ontology annotation, molecular function: mitogen-activated protein kinase kinase binding; ATP binding; protein kinase activity. Gene Ontology annotation, cellular component: nucleus. The record is from RefSeq and is a predicted model, not a curated record.